This is a messenger RNA of Quercus robur (English oak), 2835 nucleotides long. Its product is annotated as protein NTM1-like 9. Gene Ontology annotation, molecular function: DNA binding. The transcript is spliced from 7 exons. Gene Ontology annotation, biological process: regulation of DNA-templated transcription. Lineage: Eukaryota; Viridiplantae; Streptophyta; Magnoliopsida; Fagales; Fagaceae. The coding region runs from base 73 to 1617 and encodes 514 amino acids. The record is from RefSeq and is a predicted model, not a curated record.
CUCUCUUAGGUAGGUUCUCAGUAAAGCUUUUUCUGGGUUUCUCAGUAAAACUUUUUCCUGGGUUUCUCAGUAAUGGAAAAGCUUAGUUUGGAUCAUUUGCCACGUGGGGUCAGAUUUAGUCCGAAGGACAAGGAGGUCAUCGAACUCUACCUGAAGAAGAAGAUCACAGGGAAUGAUAAAGACACUUGGUUUAUUCCCGAAAUUGAGUUCUAUAAAGAUGAGCCCUGGGAUUUACCAUUUAAAAGUGGGAUUGAUACGGAGGAUCAAGAGUGGUUCUUCUUCACCGAACAGAGCCUGAAGCAUCAGGACGAUAAUCCAAAAAAGAGAAAAAGGGAUCAGAAACAAGAAAGGGUGAACAGGAAAACCAAGGCUGGGUUCUGGAAAUCAACUGGUACAGAUAGGGAAAUCAAGUCUGGAGAGAGCUUGAUUGGAAUGAAGAAGACUCUGGUCUUCCAUAUGGGGACUACUAAGGGAAAAGAGAAGGAAAUAGGGACUAAGUGGGUAAUGCAUGAGUACAGCACAAGCCAGAAGGAUUUUGAUGGAAAACACCCCGGUCAGUAUAUAUUAGGCAAUGAUGUUCUGUCCACCCAAUUCACUUGGGUGCUUAACAUUAUGCAGAAGGCCUUUGUCCUUUGUCGUUUAUUCGAUAAUCGAGAAAAGAGUACCAAUGGUGGACCUGCUACUUCACUUGAUACCUCAUCUUGUAUUGAAGAAACGAAGUCUAAGUCAUCGCUGGCUCCUGUAUUUCCAGCAUUGGAUGUGCAAGCUGAAACUCAUCAAACAAGUAAUCAAUCUUGUUUAGCUAAAAUUCCUGAUGAAAUGUUGUCUGAUGCUACAGCACCUGUUCAAUGUGAAAAUGCUUCUCUUGCAGAAAAACAGGAGGCAGAAAUGACAUCUCCUGAGGAUGAAUUUAAUGUGGAGGAAUUUUUGAAUAAGCUCUCCCCAUCCGCAUUUGAUUUUUAUGUGGACGAAAUGAUGUCUGAUGCUACAGUACCUAUUCAAUUUAAAAAUGACAACUUCAACUCUGAGGUUGACCAGGAUUUGGAGAAAGCCCCCAAAAUGUUCUACCCCCAUCCACCAGAGCCAUUAGAUUGCAACUUUUCCUCCGUAUCAACUAUAACUACCACUACGCCAGCUGUUUCUUCUCCUGCCACAGCUAAAGCUUCUCUUGAAGAAGCGCAGUCUAUGCUAGCACCAGCUUCAGUUUCUCCAAAAUUAGGAAGUGAAGCUGACAAUUAUCCCAUGAAUUUUCAAUGUUGUCCAGCGGAAAAUUCUGAUGGAAAAACAUCUAGCAGUAUACCACCCAUUGAGUACAAUGGUUAUAACACCUGUGUUGCAAAAAAUGAUGUGGUAGAAAAAAAAUCUGAUGAGGUGGAGGCAGGAUGGAAUAUAUUCCCUGUUGCACCACAGCCACUAGGUUGCAACAUGUUAUCCCCAUUACACUUGCAGAUGCAAGUGGACGACUGCUUUCGGUACAAGUCUAGCUGUGAAAAUAAUCUUGCUUUUGAUGAUGAAACCCAGGAAAACAUGGUCUCUGCACAGUUUGAUCAAGAGAAUCAAGAUUUUUUGUGGCUUGAAGAUAUCAUCCAAAGUCCCAAGGUUUCACCUGGGUUGUAAAAAUCAGGAUCAUAUCUAGGAUCUGAGGGAGGGUCUUUGGAUCAGAUCAUAAAAUUUUACAAUUAAAGGAUGUCAAUGAUUUAGAUAGAUAAUUAAUUCAAUAUUACUUAUAAGACAAGGCAAAAAAAAAGAAAGAAAGAAUUAUGGCUUUCUUGGGAAGUACUUACUAAAAAAAAGUCUUUCCCGGAAAGAGUAGAAGAAUUUUUAAUACUCUUUGAAGACAGCUAAAUUAAAAAGGAUAUUAGUCUUUCUUAAAAAUUUCAAAAGAAUGUUUAAUAUUCUUUAAAAACAAAGCUAAAAGUCAAAGAAUUAUUAAUAUUCUCUGAAAUCCCGCAUGUAAGCAACAUUCAACCAAAGUUUUGGGAGGUCUGCUGAAAAUGGGUCAUCUUCCUUUUCCCACUCACAUUUGCAAACAUUCCCUAAAGUCUACUCACAGUGAUUCACUCUUUUUCAACUCAAAAGAAAAAGAGACUUCUAGUCUUUUACAAACCAAAGACCGAUGGUCUUUUACAAUCAAAGGCCUAUGGCCUACUUUUACUACUUAUUGUCAUUGGAACUUGGGUUGUUACUCUUCCCCACUUUCCCACCCCACCCCCCAGAAAAAUAGUCUUAAAAAGACUUCCAAAUUGGGUUCCUUACUUUAGUUCCAUGUUGAGUUUAAAGGUUUCUCUAAAAGAAACCACAAUCUGGGUUGGAAUUUUAAUAAUCCCUCUUAAAAGACUCAAAUUAAUGUUUAAAUCAUUGACAUUUUAGAUCUGUAGAAUUGUGAGGUUUAAGAUCCUGAUCAAGAUUUUAGCAACCCCCAGACUUUGUUACAGAGUGAAAACAAGUACAGUCUUCACUUCUGUGUAUAAUGCAAUUUGUAUUUUAUAUCUCUGGGAUAUCACACUCUUCUCACAUGGGGUGGGUAUCCUCGUGAUACUAAAUACCUUCUCGUGUAUCAUGUUGAUGAGCACUGGAUAGCUUUGGUCGUCUUACAUAGUGAACCUACAAGUGUGGUACGUCAUCAUCUGCUGGUGCGGUGAACCAGUUCUAUAUGUAUAUGAUAAAUCAAGCGAUCAUUUGGAAUUAGUAUAAGGGUUUGGCAACUACAAGAUUGGAGCAAGACUUCGUUGUUUUUAAAUCUAUAUACAAUGUGAUUUAUGUUCAGCUGUAUUGGAUAAUCGUUGUUUUUCUGUAAACAUGUAAUAAAAGUGUUCAACCGAUGAUUUUCUUUAA